AAAAAAAAAAAAACGUAUAGGCUAUAACAUUUUAAAUAUAUGUUUAUUAGUCGUAUUUUUCACAAAUGUUUAUGUUUUUUUUUAAUUACCACUUGUAAAAGUAGGAUUACAAAUCAUGAAUCCUAUGACAAAUAUUAAAAAUGUUCUCAAGCUAAGUGAACGCGAAUUGUCAGGCAAUUCUAAAAGUUCUUGGCACGAUCAAUAUAAAAACAGCGCUUGGAUAUUUAUUGGUGGACUGCCUUAUGAUCUCACAGAAGGCGACAUUAUUUGUGUAUUUUCCCAGUAUGGAGAAAUUGUUAAUAUUAAUUUAGUAAGAGACAAAGCAACUGGAAAAUCGAGAGGGUUUGCAUUUAUCUGUUAUGAAGACCAAAGAUCAACUAUAUUAGCUGUUGAUAAUUUAAAUGGAAUUAAGAUAUUAGGAAGAACAAUAAGAGUUGACCACUGUGAACAAUAUAAAGCACCUAAUGCUGAAAUGUCAAAGCUGGAUGAAAUUACAGCUUCCAUCAGAACAGAAGGAUGUGCACCAAGUAUUCAGCAUCAACCUGUGACAGAUAUCAAAAAGGAAAAGAAGAAAAGGACACACAAAGAAAAGAAAAGUAAAAAGAAGAAAAAGAAAAGUCGAAGUUCAGAUUCUGAGUCAUCUAGCAAAUAAUAUGCAUAUCUUUAUAAUGAAAUAAAAUAUUGACCAA
Molecule: messenger RNA, 689 nt
Organism: Pieris napi
Lineage: Eukaryota; Metazoa; Arthropoda; Insecta; Lepidoptera; Pieridae
Gene: Rbmx2
Product: RNA-binding motif protein, X-linked 2
Exons: 5
Coding region: 116-652 (178 amino acids)
Biological process (GO): mRNA splicing, via spliceosome
Cellular component (GO): catalytic step 2 spliceosome; precatalytic spliceosome; U2 snRNP
Molecular function (GO): RNA binding
Source: RefSeq, a predicted model, not a curated record